This is a messenger RNA of Fusarium venenatum, 1794 nucleotides long. RefSeq lists its product as uncharacterized. NCBI's taxonomy places the organism in Eukaryota, Fungi, Ascomycota, Sordariomycetes, Hypocreales, Nectriaceae. The record is from RefSeq and is a predicted model, not a curated record.
AUGAUACACAACAGCGCAGUUACAGCCACCAUGUUAGAUGAUGCUCUAUCCUACCUCAUCGACGAUAUUACAGAAAACAGCUCAAGCUCUCUUGCCCAUGAAAAUCUACAGCACUACAAAAAACAUCUGGACCAUCUCGAAACAGCAUCAAAGUUGGCCCUUCUUCAAGAAUGUUUAUGUGUACGACCACCUGUACCACUUCUCCCAGAGAACAUCCUCCAAAACAUCGAAUUGAUUCUAAUGCAUGUGAGGGAACAUAAGUUACUCACACCGCUAUCUUCACUGUCUCCGUCACGAGCCAUCACACAUGACGCGUCGAGACAUACAAACAUAUAUCUUUGGAGAGGCGACAUAACGACUCUAACCGAUAUCACUGCCAUCACAAACGCAGCAAACAGCCAAGGCCUUGGAUGUUUCCAACCAACACAUCGAUGCAUAGAUAACAUCAUCCACUCCGAAGCAGGACCACGACUCAGAGAAGAAUGCUUCUGGACGAUGAAAGAGAGAUCAAAAGACCUAAAGCCUGGUGAAGUGCUUGUCACUGGGGGCCAUGCGCUUCAUGCCCCUUCGGUGAUACAUACAGUUGGCCCACAACUCAAGCGCGGUGCUUCGCCUACGGAUAUGGAGAGGGCUCAACUUGCAAAGUGCUACGAAGGUAUUCUCGACUCGGUGGAGACUUUACCGUCUGGUCAAGAUGGUAGAAAGUCAGUUGCUCUUUGCUGCAUUUCAACUGGACUUUUUGCAUUUCCAGCUGAUGAAGCUGCCAAAAUUGCGGUGUCAACUGUCACAUCAUGGCUCGAGAGUCAUUCAUCUACAACGAUCACGGAUAUUAUCUUCAAUACAUUCACGGAAUCAGACACCAAGAUCUACAUCGCGCUUCUUGGUUCUUUUUCGACAUCAAUCUCACCUCCCAUCAAAAGCUCGGCUGAAGGUUCUCUCCAAGUUGCCCGAGACUGGCUCCGCUCAGCCGAUGCCGUCCUCGUCACUGCAGGCGCAGGAUUAUCAGCAGCAGAAGGAUUGGACUACCACUCAAGAGAUCUGUUUAAAAGGAACUUCCCCGGCUUCCUCAAGUUCGGUUUGACGUCUCUUUACAGUGUAUUUGGGUACAAUGACUGGCCAUCUGAGGAAUACCGAUGGGGCUAUUUCUUUACUCAUUUGAACAUGAUAUCAAAAUGGUCAAACACGCCCACGUAUCAAGCUUUAAUCCCAUGGUUGAAGGAGUUUGGGGACAAUGCGUUUGUCAGAACAUCCAAUGCAGAUGGACUAUUCCUUGCAAACGGAUGGUCGGAAAAGCAGCUUUCUACACCUCAAGGUUCAUAUGCAUAUCUACAAUGUCUAAACAACUGCAGAGCCGACGCGGUUGUGGCUUCUGCUCCUCUCGUCGCUGAAGCGAUGCCAUUUAUCGACCCAGUUAGUCAAAAGUUGACUGACUCAAGUAAAAUCCCAAUCUGUAGAUUCUGCGGCUCAAAGAUGAGUAUUUGCGUCCGCGCAGGAUCAUGGUUCAAUCAAGCACCGUACCAAGACGGUGAAACACAAUGGAAAGCUUGGAAAUCCCGGAUCACGAAAGAAAAGAAGAAAUUAGUGGUUCUGGAACUUGGUGUUGGAAUGAACACGCCUGGUGUUUUGAGAUGGCCGAAUGAAGAUCUCGUUGAGAGAAGUAAUGGGUUGGUCAAAUUGAUACGUGUCGGGAUGGGACCUGAAGCGAUGGUGCCUUGGGAACAAGAAGAUAGUGGGCUGAGUACUUUUAUCCAGGGCGAUAUUCAGCGCGCCAUGCCACUCUUGUUGGAUGGAUGA